AUAGUAUAGUCUUAUAAACUGGGGCAAGGGGGACAGAUGUCCUUGGGCCUACGAUUCCCAUUACAGUAGUUCAUCUAUUGGAAUAACUAGGCGUAGCAGCGAGGGGCCACCUGUUUCCCAUACCAGUUUAUGUUUACUCAGAAAGAAAACAUUCAGGUUAAUGAGUAUAGAAGAGCAGCCUCGUAGCCCACAAACAAUGCGCGGGAUCUGGGAUGGUGUUAAUGCUCCUAAUCCUAAUUCGUGCCCCUAAAAUGCUGCUUUAGAAGUGAAAAGAAAACUCUGGAAAUCAGCCUACAUAUAGGUGUAUAGUAUGUAGAUCGGUCCAGAGUCACUCCGGUAAGAAAGGCGAGGUAUGCCAUCGGACCUCCGUCCUUAGCAGCACCUUGCACGGCAUUGUGCCAAAGCGUUCAGCCUCGUGGUCCCACACAUAAUCGCGUUUCGGUUCGAGAUGGCGAGCAAAAGGGAACGAUCAGGCGGAACGGAGCCCUGCUGGUUCUUUUCUCUGGCCGGUUCCUAGAGGGUUGGCGCCCAACGCCCGGCUGGCGAUUUCCUGGAAGCGAACGGAUCACGCCCAACACGGAUCGCAGGCCUGUCACGCUCUACUCUUCGCAGUGAACUGGGCGGGGGUGUUCGCCCGACGGGGCGGGGCCCUGGCAACGGCCCGCCUCCCAUGGAGGCGCAGGCGUGGUGGGUUUGCCGGAACCAGCCAGCUGUCGCGUGAGGCCGUCGGAGGGAAUCUGCCGGCCGAGGGCCGUAGCCAUGAGACGACGGAGGGGAGAAGCCCCUAAACUCUGACCUCGGGCCCAGGGUGAAGGAGGGAUGCUCAAAGGCCGGACCGGAGUCCCCCUGACGAAGGAGCUCUUUAGCGUUCAGCAGGAACGAGGCGCCCUUCUCCCGCACAGGCAAAGUGUUGUUGCACGGCUCGGUGCCCUCUGCUCCCCGUUCGCCCGCCGUUGCCUAGGUGACUGGAAGCGCGCGGGGUUCCUGGUCCGGGGAGCUGGCGGCGCGCGCCGGCACUCUCCCGCUUUCCCCGCGAAGGACGGCGCGAAACCGGCCGCCUCGCGCAGCCGCGUGCCAUGUCUCGAGAGCCUCCGGCCGCUUGGGUCGGGCGCCCGUUCCCUCAGCCGCGACGUGGGCCGUCGCCGGGCGGUCGAAGAGCGAGAUGUGAAUAUUUCUGUCUCAUCUCCACAGUUUGAAAACAGCAAAGGUAGCUUUUCUUUAUCCGGAAGCAGAAAGCUUUACUUUGAUACCCAUGCCUUUGUGUGCCUCCUGGAGAAAAAUGGAUUCACAACUCAGCAAGCUGAGGUCAUUGUGUCAGCUUUAAUGAACAUUAUGAAAAGCAACAUGGAUGUGAUAUACAAGGAUAUGGUCACAAAAAUGCAACAGGAAAUUGCUCUGCAACAGAUAAUGUCUCAUAUUGGUGUUGUGAAGAAAGAUAUGAUUAUUUUGGAGAAAAGUGAAUUUUCAGCGCUCCGAGCAGUAAAUGAGAAAUUAAAACUUGAACUUCAACAGCUAAAAAAGCAAGUAAUGGAUGAAACUUCCAAAGUUCGUACAGACAGCAAGUUAGAUUUCAAUCUUGAAAAAAGCAGAGUAAAAGAAUUGUAUUCACUUAAUGAAAGAAAACUGUUGAAAAUGAGAACAGAAAUAGUGGAAUUGCAUGCACAACAAGAUCGAGCUUUAACACAGACAGAUAGAAAAAUUGACACUGAAGUUGCAGGUCUGAAAACAAUGCUUGAAUCGCACAAGCUUGACAACAUUAAAUAUUUAGCAGGUUCAGUAUUUACAUGCCUCACGGUAGCACUUGGAUUUUAUCGUUUAUGGAUAUAAUAAAACAUUCGUUUUUCAACGGCCUGUAUAUUUUCCCCAGAGAAUAGCAAAAAUGCAUCGUCACCUAUCUGAAGUAAUGCAGUCUUUACUUCAGACAGUCACUGCCUUUUUAUUUAUUUGUUAAACUACAGAAUGUAACCAAAGAAUGUGCCUGAAAUAGAAUGUAAAUAUCAAAAUAUUGAUACACUUGGUCCAAAUAUCCAGCAACUGUUUUGCAAUCUUGCCCAUCCUCGCAAACUUUUACAUGUCUCUCAGCUGUUGUUAUGAUAGUGUUUACCAGAAAACACCAAAUUUACCUUGUAGAUGAGAAUCUACUGAGUUACUGUAUGCCAAAUUCUAAGAACAAAAUUCAUCACUCAGGUGGAAGAGGGGGAAAUCUAUCUGACCCAGUUUCUUUGGAAUGAAACACUUUUAAAUAACAACUUGUUUUCUUUCUUUUGGUAAAACUUAACUGUGUUGUGUAUUAUCAGAUGAGUUGCAUUCAUUGUGAUCUGCUUUUAUGGAUUUCCAUCCAAUUAAUAACGUGCAAGUGUUGUAGAAGAUCAUAUUGUACAACAGAUGCCAAAUGAAUAAUAGAUUUUUAAAAACCCUACAUCCUGGCUGUUAACAUAAUAAUGAAGAAAACAAAGCUGCUUGGGUUAUUUUAGCUUUAUCUAUGGGCAGUGAGUGCUUCUUUUCAUACAGACAUUAAAACUUGUCUUCAAUAAUGCAGUUCACUUCUCUGAAAAACUGAAGAAAAUAAAGUUCUUGCAGAGAAAAUGAAGAGGCAGACAAUAUAAUUCUGUAUAAUUCUGCUCAACAUAAACUAGGCUUACUCUGGGGUAAGUAGAUAUAAGAUUACAGCCUAAACUAAAGUUAGUUGAACAAUAAGAUGAACUCCAGCAGUAUGAAAAUAGUGUAGGAUAUUUUAUUUGAGAACAUGGCUUGAAAUGUUUGGAAACAUUUACUAGCGACAACUGUCUUGAAAUGUCAAUACUAAGAAAUAUCAGUUAAUGCAAGUUUUAAAUUGAUGGAUUUAACUCUUGUUGACCAAACAUUUCUGAAUGAAAGUUGGCAGUAAGAUCAGAGAUUGCAGUUAAACUAGAAUACAGUUGACAAAUACUUAAUGCUUUUGGACUUAUGCAAAGACAUUGGAUCAAUGGUGUUUCAUUCAUUAUUGUAUUUGCCCUGCCUCAAUAAGGACAGUAACUUGUGGGAUUUUCUGCCUUGUAUGGAAGUAACCUGAUUAUUAUGCACCUGAACUUGAAGAGAGGGGGUUACUGUCAGCUAUCAUCCCUCUUUCAGAGACUGAAAUCUUUGCAACCUGGAAUCUUCAGAAAGAAUUUAGGUGCAAUACAUUUAUUUUAAUAUAGUUUUUCACAUAAAAGUUUGGCUAUUUUAGAAAA
Messenger RNA from Pogona vitticeps (central bearded dragon), 3212 nucleotides. It is a transcript of the gene MCUR1, whose product is annotated as mitochondrial calcium uniporter regulator 1. Gene Ontology annotation, cellular component: mitochondrial inner membrane; mitochondrion. Gene Ontology annotation, biological process: calcium import into the mitochondrion; positive regulation of mitochondrial calcium ion concentration. The record is from RefSeq and is a predicted model, not a curated record. NCBI's taxonomy places the organism in Eukaryota, Metazoa, Chordata, Lepidosauria, Squamata, Agamidae.